This is a messenger RNA of Oppiella nova, 1273 nucleotides long. The record is from the annotation of a GenBank genome assembly. Lineage: Eukaryota; Metazoa; Arthropoda; Arachnida; Sarcoptiformes; Oppiidae.
AUGGAGGUCCUGACCUCCCAGGCCAGUGACGAGGGUCUGUCCCUCUGCGUCGCUCUUGAGGUUCAGCCACUCUAUGAGUGCCGUGAAUUCGCGCCUAUAGUUGUCCAAAACCAUGAGCGUCUCCUUGCACUCCACCACCGACUCGUCCGACUCGCAGUUCUGGUAGAUCUCGUCCACCGCGCGGUUCAGGCCCAGUAUCUGCACCUCAGCUCCACGUCCCGCGACCUCCCUGUCCAUCACCGCACCAGACAUAGGAUUAGUGGUGUAAUCAAUGCUAAAGUGUGUUCCGACUCCAUCGGCACCAAAGUCUACUCAGGUUUUGGAGGACAGGUAGACUUCCUGAGAGGCGCCGCUAAUGGUUUGGACGGCAAGGGAAAGCCUAUUCUGGCGAUGGGUUCGAUCACAAAUAAGGGAGAGUCGAAAAUCGUGCCGUUCCUGAAACAGGGCGCCGGUGUGGUGACCACCAGAGCUCAUCUCCACUAUUUAGUGACCGAAUACGGCAUCGCAGAGCUGUUUGGCAGGAAUUACCGCCAGAGAGCCUACGCGCUCAUACAGAUCGCUCAUCCGGACCACCGACAGGCGCUCGAGAAGGCGGCCUUCGAGCGGCUAAAAUGCAUGCCAUCACCCGAUUAGGCGGCGCCCACUCGUCCGGCACCUGUCGUUGUUAUUGUAAUAAAUUAAUUAUUUUAGGUUUUAUGUCAAAAGUUGUGCACAAAAUAGGUUUACCUUUUAGUUCUGACCCUUAAUUGUAGUCCAAAUUGUAUUUUCCAAUUAACUCUUGUGUCCAAUACUGUAGUGAUAGAUAUACUGACAAUUAGAUAGGCUUUCCAUUUGAUACGACUAGAGAUCUGUCGCACAUCUCUUUGAUAUGAAUUAUACGAUACUUUUUGUUCACAUUUUUUUGGUCUCCCUUUUUAUAGCGACUAUUAACUGAGAAAUUGAGAUAUUUUUCGAGUAUUAACUAUAAGUUACUGUAUUUUCUUGUGUAUAAUUGACUGUAAAUUUAAUUUGUCACUUCAGUUGGGGGUGUAUUUAGGAGGUGCUGUACCAGUGUUUUUGCUCACAUUUAGGUGCCGGUACACUUUUAGGUAGUUUUUCUGAAAUUAUGGUUAAUCGUAAUGACGGUAAAAGCCUUUAAAUUAAAGAGAUUUCCUAUAAAAGUAAUAAUUAUGCCAUAAAUUGAAAGUCAAUUACUACACAAAGAAAUUAAAUGACAAAAAAGUAAUAAAAUUAGCGGUAAUUGUAAUAAACAUUAUGUUUAUAUUGAAUACAG